GUGUUUUUAAUUAAAAGUUAUAAAUAAAAAUAAAAUAUAAAUGUAAAUAAAUAAAAAGUUUAUCAAAUUAAAAGAAAAUAAAUUCUAAUUCUUUCUUCUACUAACAAGGUAUUUAGUUAGAGCCUUCCACCCCUUUAGAUCCACACACACAAUCAAACAUUUUACAUUCAUUGGUUGAUACUGAAAAUUCUCGGGUUUUAUUGGUCAAGAGUUUUCAUUGUCUUGUGAACAGUAUUCAGGCAGAACACUCUCAAAAUUUAAACAGACAAGUUUAUUUUGUCAUUCCUUUUAUUCUGAAGACUUGAAGACAUCCAGACAAUAUCAAUUAACAUCAGUUAUUGAAGAUAUUGAACGGUUUGGAACCGGACUCAAUUCCAUAAAUUGAGUAUAAAAAUAUAUAACACCAUUAAAGAAAUUUGAAGAAAGGAUUGUAUUAUUAUUGCUGGGAAAUCCCGUUACAAAAAUGGCGCCCAACGUAAAGAACCCGGGAAACAGCUCCUCUACGACAUAUCCGGAAUUAUCCGAAGCCAGAGUUUGACUUCCACAUCCGGUAAAGCACUUCAGUGACACUGAUCAGUGAGUAACCAACUCGAAUUUGUUUAUACUUUUGUGCACAAAUUACCGUUAGCGACCGCAGGCCUUCUAUAUUCUUUGGAUAAACAACGUUGGAUGUAUAGUAAACUUUAUUGACUACAACUGUAUUUAUUUAUCAUUUGUUUAAGAUAGUAACGUACGUACGGAAAACAAUUGAAGUUGAAAACAGAUUGUAAAUAUCGAUCAGCUGAUCCAUUAUUUUUUGCUUUGGUAUCAUUUAUUUUCUUUAGAGACAAUUAUCUUGUUUAAUCAGUGUUAGUAGUAUCAACAGAAAUAUCAUAUUUAUUUAUGUUUCUAAUUAACUAAUAUUUAAUUACUUUCACUGACUUUACAGACUUUGACUUACGAGACUUGGUUUAGUUAUAAAGUCUGGGUUUGAGGAAAUUCAAGUUAAAUUAGUUUGGUGUUUGAUUUACAUUGAUUUAUCAUUUAGUGGUACAUCAAGUGAACAUUUAGUGUUUAUAUAUUAUUUAAGCACUCAGUACAGAAAAGAAACAAGUACACAGUGUCUGGUCAAACCUUUGUCUGUCUGAGAUGUCCCAAUUAGUAUAUUGUGUAUUACUAACAGAGAUUUUUCUUAAAUACUAGAAACAACCUUAAAAAAAAAUUCUAAAAAUAAACAAUCAAAUACUUUCAAUUAAAGCGGUGUUGAACAACGCGUCGGUUUCAUUGCACAGUGCUACGCGACAAUUUUCGUGUUGUGUUAUUUGUAUAUUGUCUUAUGCUUGUGUUGAGUGAGUUGACAAAUUAUCUAUUUCAUGAUUUUGUGUUUGAUAUUAUUUGUCAUCAUGGCUGGACUUACUCAGAGUGAAUUAGAUGACUUGGCACAAACACUAGAGGCAUUAGAGGUUAAGCCUGAUAGUGGUAAUCCAGAAGAAUUUAAAAAGUGGGUUUUGACAUAUGCAGAGUCAUUGAAUAGAGAGUCACACAGGGAGUCUAGAGACCCCAAUACUGGACAAAUGGUACAAAACCCAGUCCAAUCCAAUCCCCCUGUCAAUCCCUCAGUCCCAUCCCAUGGCCCAUCCCCAUCCAAUCCUGGUCUAUCUACUCAUGAUUCUACUCACAAUUCUCCGAUCCCUAUUCCCCUUAGUGGUGUUCCAAAACUUGUAUUGUUUUCAGGUGAUAGAAAGGGUGAGAUUUUGUUUGAUCAGUGGAGAUAUGAAGUAGAAUGCCUCCAAACGGAUGGGUAUUCAGAGAAUGUUAUCUGUUUAGCUAUUCGUAGGUCUUUAAGAGGUCCAGCAGGGAGAGUUUUAAUGAGACUUGGACCAAAUGCAACUGUAGAUGAAAUCAUGUAUAAAUUAGACAGCAUCUAUGGUACAGUGGAGGAGAAAGAGACAUUAAUGGCAAAUUUUUAUAGUGCAAGACAACAGGAAAGUGAAGACAUUUCAGCAUGGGGAUGUAGAUUAGAGGAUUUAUUGAGUAAGGCAAUAAUACAAGGAUUGGUAAAUCCAGAUGAUGAAAAUGACAUGCUUAGGAAUAUGUUUUGGAGUGGAAUGAAAUCUAGUCUAAAAUAUAUUGCAGGUCAUCUGUAUGACAAAUACACAGAUUUUGAUGGAUUGAGACGAGCAAUGAGAAUAUUAGAGGAAUAUAAGGAGAAAAGAAAAUCAGAUUCUGAUAAACCAGUUCCUGCCAAAAGAACCACAGUAGAAAAGGACAAGGAGGAAACUGAGGAACUGAGGACAAUUGUAAACAGAUUAUCCACUGAAUUAGAGGAAAUGAGGAAAGAAAGAGAAUAUGGUCAAUAUAGAAGAAGAACAAUGACAAGAGGACACUACAGUCAGAGAUACAGAGCCCCAACUAGAUUCCGAGGACAAUCAAGCAGUCAUAGAUUCCAAGCACCUCAAAGUACUGGUUUCUAUAAUUCCAAUUCACAGGGUACAAGAUUCCAUGAUCCUAGCCAAACAGCAACUGAUGAUGUUGUAUGUUGGAGAUGCGGACAGAAAGGUCACUUGCAGAUAGGCUGUAGAGUUAGAGUUGAUCAUCUGAGAGGAAAUUUAAACGGACGUCAACCGUCGGCGAGAGGCAGACGACAGGUCGAAGAAUACAGAGCCUCAAAUAUCAACCAAAACUAAUUAACGAAUCAGCAGAAACAGAAGUGAUGAUUUUAGAAAUAAAGGCCAAAGCCCUAAUUGAUACAGGAUCUACUAUUUCCACAAUAUCAGAAUCAUUCUAUGACAACUAUCUUCAGGAAAAACCAAUUCAGCCAAUCAAGGAUUUCAUUAACAUAGAAUGCGCAGAUGGAAAUUCACUCACUUAUUUGGGUUACAUUGAAACAGAUAUUAAACCAGUUGGAAUACCAAACUGUGAAGCUUUACCAUGUUUGUUCCUGAUAGUACCAGACUCAAACUAUAGCAGAACAGUUCCAAUACUAUUGGGGACAAAUAUUAUCAACCUGUUUCUCAGUAAUGCACAUCAACAGAAUGGAGAGAAGUUUUUACAACAAACAGCAUUACAAACACCAUGGU
Messenger RNA from Magallana angulata, 3059 nucleotides. RefSeq lists its product as uncharacterized. Lineage: Eukaryota; Metazoa; Mollusca; Bivalvia; Ostreida; Ostreidae. The record is from RefSeq and is a predicted model, not a curated record. The transcript is spliced from 3 exons. Gene Ontology annotation, molecular function: nucleic acid binding; zinc ion binding. The coding region runs from base 1353 to 2666 and encodes 437 amino acids.